Messenger RNA from Polypterus senegalus (gray bichir), 918 nucleotides. Its product is annotated as H-2 class II histocompatibility antigen, I-E beta chain-like. NCBI's taxonomy places the organism in Eukaryota, Metazoa, Chordata, Cladistia, Polypteriformes, Polypteridae. Gene Ontology annotation, cellular component: membrane; MHC class II protein complex. Gene Ontology annotation, biological process: immunoglobulin production involved in immunoglobulin-mediated immune response; immune response; antigen processing and presentation of exogenous peptide antigen via MHC class II. The record is from RefSeq and is a predicted model, not a curated record. Gene Ontology annotation, molecular function: MHC class II protein complex binding.
CUGUCAGUGUUUGUAUGUCCACUGUUAUCCAGUGCUUCUGUCUGUUGUGUAUUAUUCGUAGGGAUCUUUUAAUUUCUUUCAAACUAGCGGUGUUAAUAUGGAAACCAGGGCAUUUCAGUCUGCUGUCAUUUAUCUCCUGGCACCUUUUCUGUACUUGUCAGGAUUCGAGUUGAUAGUUAUAUGUUCCACUGGCAGACUGAGUGUAGGUACAGCUCCCACAGCCUGGAGGGAAUGGAGUUUAUUGACCGGUACAUUUUCAACCACGAGGAGUACAUUCGAUACAACAGCACCUUGAAUAAGUUUAUCGGAUACACCGAGCGUGGGGUGUACAACGCGAGCGCUUUAACAAUGAUUCCAGUGUGCUGGCGGAUGCAGGCUGAUCUAGAAGGCGUCUGUAAACAAAACGCUAAACUCUGCUAUGAGAGCGUCCUGGACAUGUCAGUUAAGCCAACUGUCUCAGUCAGAGCUACAAACUCAGAAGGUUCAUCUCAUGAGUACAUGCUGGUUUGUAGUGCUCUUGGCUUUUACCCGAAAAUUAAAGUCACCUGGCUUAGGAAUGGAGUUGAGGUAAAGUCAGGUGUCACUUCAACAGAAGAGGUGUCUAAUGGCAAUUGGUACUACCAGAUACAUUCCCAUUGGGAAAUGACCCCUCAGUCUGGGGAGACGUAUGCUUGUAAGGUGCAGCACAGGAGUGUGUCGGACCAACCCAUCAUAGUACAAUGGGAUCCAUCCAUGUCAGGAUCAGAUCAGAAAAAGGUUAUCAUUGGAGCAUCUGCUAUUGUUUUAGGUUUGGUCAUUGCAUUUGCUGGAUUAAUUUACUAUAAAAGAAAUCCACCGCAGGUCGUAUCCUGGUUCCUUCCAGUUAAGGCAGGUUUCUUGAUACAUUCAUUUUCAGUUGGACUUGCAGAAAUCAACUAA